Varroa destructor (honeybee mite) is the source of this 3355-nucleotide messenger RNA. RefSeq lists its product as uncharacterized. Gene Ontology annotation, cellular component: chitin-based extracellular matrix. NCBI's taxonomy places the organism in Eukaryota, Metazoa, Arthropoda, Arachnida, Mesostigmata, Varroidae. Gene Ontology annotation, molecular function: structural constituent of chitin-based larval cuticle. The record is from RefSeq and is a predicted model, not a curated record.
CGAUACAGGUUGGUCAGUUUCAGUUAGAUUUUGCUACGGUGAUAACAGUCACCAGUUGUAUAAAAUAGGUCAGCCGAGAGUGUGGAAGCACACUUCGUCGCUGACGGCAACGACGACGACGACGACGACGACGACGAACAACGACGACAAAGAAAGAGAAGGAAAACGGUGGAGGCGUGCGCGGAAAAACGUAAAGUACCCCCCAGUGUCGCUACGGGGCACGAGUGUAUUCGUGUGUGCUUGAAUCACGUUUGGGAGGGAUUUCGCGUUGGAGAAGAGCGGUACUAAUAGCCAGGUAUUGAGAGACUUGAGCACUUAACUCUAGGAUAUCCUACGUGAUGCGUACUGGGGAAAGGAAGCCAGUCCAUAAAGGAGCAAUAAUCAUGAAGGAGUUCGGCUCGGUAGCUGUCUUGGUGCUUACGCUGAUCGGGCCUGGAUUGGCUCGUUCUAACGAUGGAUUCUCAAGCAUCAAUCGGCAAGAAGAUGGCCAUGGUAAUUAUCAAUACAAUUACGACAUUACCGAUUGGGAUACCAACCUCAAAAGGUGGGAAACUGUUGAUGCAGAAAACAAUCGUCGGGGAGGAUACACCAUCACUGAUAUAGAUGGAAAGGUCCGCCAGGUCGAGUACACGGCUGGCAAGAACGGUUUUCGUGCUAUAGUCAAGACGAAUGAGCCUGGCACAAAGACACAUUUUACAGGCGACCACGACGCUAUCUAUGUUCGCGAUGGCGUAACGAAGAUCAUCCAGGACGCACAGCCCGCGCUACAGCAGACCGGACAUGUCCUCAAGCAGAAGAAACUAGGCCACGUGCAUCAUCAUACUCACGUCAUCCCGGAAGCUCCGAUCGAUCCCGCGAUUCCCGCGGUGCACGCGCACUCUGUACGUCCCGUUGUCAAACUUCAAACGCCACUUGUGGUUCCGACUGUUGUUCAGCCUGCUCCGGUUCCGGUCGUUAUUCCGCCCCCGCCACCUCCUCCGGUUGUAGUGCAUAGGCCGAUCUUUCACGAGACAGUUAUUCAACGUGCCCCUGAGCCAGUUAUUCCGGUUGUACCGAAGCGCACGAUCGCCUAUAUUCCGCCCAUUGUUACGCACAAGCAGGUGCAUGUACCGCCAUUGCCACCAAAACCAGUGUUUGAACAUGUUCACCGCGUCGCUCAUCAACCGCCUCCUUCUGUCGUACGUGUGGAGCCUGCGGUAGCGCCUAGGCCUGUCGUAGUCACUGACAUUCCCGCUUACACUGGACCUCGUCGUCGGCCCCAAAAGUUUAUUGAGGACCCAUCACAGGCAUUCGAAACGCCCACAGAAAAAGUCAUCCUAACGCCAAAGCGCGUUCCCGCCUACGCUCCUGACCAGGAUCUUCCCGAAGACUACGGCACCGUCAGCGUGCCAACCGUUCCACCCCCAGCCUCACGUCUCCGUACCGCCUAUGUGCCAGAGAAGAUUGUCGCAGCUCCGGUUGUCAAAUCCGCUUUACCAGUAACCCGUUUUGCACCCAUCGCGAUUCGUCCAGUCUACCAGCCGAAGUAUUCGUACGGGCCUACUUAUCACACCACCUCGUACCAGCCGAUCUCCCAUACACCAUUGCGCUGCUCGCGUUGCAGCGGCUACGGAAAGGCCAAAUCCAGGUAAACAACUCAGCUAUGGCACUUCAGUCAUCAACAAAAAUCACUAUGGAUAAAACUAAGUGUAUCUGGUAAUGCGCUUCCACCCUGGUGACGGGAUGGUUCGCAUUUUUUACGAUACAUGAUGAGUGUCGCAUCGCUAGAGAGUCGUCAGAACACACGGUAUGGAAGAUCUGGUAUCUUCCAUACGAUUGAAGAGUAAGCAAUAGAUGAAGUAUAUGGCGAAGACGAACCAAGUUUUCUUUAAAUUUACACAGCUCGCACAUAGCAGAGCCGCUGUUGUAAAUUUUGAUGGUAUUCAGUAAUAGCAACGACGUCGUGUUGAUCAUAACUCUAAGAUUGGAACUUCGCGCAUCAUUGCUUGCAUUCAAUUUUUGUGGUUGGCUUGCAGUUAUAAUAAGUUGGAAUUGAUCUACCCUAUUUGACAGCCUGCCUCAAAUCGGUGAAUAAAUAAAUAUACGGAUUGUCGUUUAAGCAUAAGGCGCUCUGUUGCAUGACAAAAAAGUAAUUGCAUGGGCCACGUUCCAUUGUGGACGUGUUGCAUACUCGACACAUCUCGCUAUCGCAUUUAUCUAUCAUGCUAUUACCUUUAGGACUUCAGGAAGAAAGCAUCAAUGGAAAACACCACAUCGACUUGGUCCUAUUGAAAGCUGAAGUGUUCUAUCUAUCAAAGUCGUACUCUAAAUAAUCGAAAUACAGAAAAGUCAUUUCUUCAGCAGUGAUUCUUUUUCUCUACUAAGCCUUUCUCAUAUUUAUAUUCAGCGUCUGUGAAGCCUUUUCGUAUAUCGCGCAGUGCCUGAGGUCUACGACUUUUUGCUGGAGCAGAUGAUGUUUGGCGGUGUUACGUUGCUUUAGAUACCUUUGACUAAUCUAGUUUUAUCUACGCCAGGGUUCUUUUCCCUUCAUACUCGUUUCUUAAUAGCCCGCUGCGCUCACUUGUACUGUCAAAAGUGAGCAGCUGUCCAUCCAAGCUCGAAUGUUUCCUCAUUUGAGAAAAUUACCUUUGAGACUCGAGCUAAUAUACAAUGUAGAUCUAGAGAUUCAGUUCAGGACUUGCAUACAAUAGAAAAAUUAAUAAUACGGACACCUCAAGUAACCAAACAUCUCAAAAAUCCAGAGUACGAUAUCUAGAAAUACCACAAAAAAAAAAGCACGACGAAAUAUGCCUAUCCUUGAUAGACGUUUUACGGAAAUUUCAGCAUGGAAAAAUAAUAUUAGCAUGUGCCAAAUAAUUGAGCCUGCGUACGUACAAUUAUUUUGAAACAAAGACUACAAUGAACAUAUACGAAAAUCAUAAAAUAUUCAGCUAAAAGAAAAUUAGAGGCACUAUAGAUAUUCUGGUGCUAAAUGCAUUAAUUUAUGCAUAUGAAAUAAAAAUAUCCUCAAAUAUAUCUACAUAAUCACAGGCUACCUUGCAUGAACGCACUUGACCCUGUAUACUAUGCCCGAUGGUCCUCACUCAGGACGAUCGUAAAUUUCCGUAAAUUAAAUUAUUUGUACGUGAAAAAGAUCAUAUAGCCGUCGUGUUCUUAUUGCUAGGUACAUGUAGAUCGAAAAUGUGUACAUAUCAUUGCAUCUCGUCAGAAAAGCGGAUUCUGAAUUUUCCUAUAUCAACUGAAGUAGGUGUAAAUUGGUACAUAUAUUUAUGUAUAGCUUAGAAAUACGUACGUUCUACAAUAAUUACAUUAAGCGCUACUCGAGGGCGCUGCUGGAACCGGUGUCACCAUAAGC